CAUGACUUGCCAACACUCAGCUGACGGAUGGCUUUGUGGAUCCGUGCCGUGUUUUUGGGGUUCUUGACCUUCGUGAGGACGGUCAACGGAGAAGAUGCUGUGGACUGUGUUCUGGGGGGCAGCUGCAUCUUACCGUGCAGCUUCCCCCCCGGAGGGGAAGUGGUCCUCUACUGGAUUCAGGUGGCAACGGGAAACACGAUCCACUACUUCUACAACAACCAGGACCAGGUGGAGCUGCAGGACCAGCACUUCAGAGGCCGGACGUCGCUGUUCAAGGACCAGAUCUCCAGGGGGAACGCCUCGCUCCGGCUGACGGGGGUGCAGAUUCAGGACCAAGGCCGAUACCGAUGCUACACCAGCAACAAGCCCGGCACCAAGGAGUCCUUUUCCAACUUGAACGUAUACGAACAGACGCGAUGA
Molecule: messenger RNA, 420 nt
Organism: Cyclopterus lumpus (lumpfish)
Lineage: Eukaryota; Metazoa; Chordata; Actinopteri; Perciformes; Cyclopteridae
Product: V-set domain-containing T-cell activation inhibitor 1-like
Exons: 3
Coding region: 28-420 (130 amino acids)
Biological process (GO): T cell costimulation; cell surface receptor signaling pathway; negative regulation of T cell proliferation
Cellular component (GO): external side of plasma membrane
Source: RefSeq, a predicted model, not a curated record